GAGCGUGUCUUACUGCCGUCUGCCAUAGUGCCGUAAACCUAGCUAAUUGCAAUACACGAGAAAACGAGAAGUGUUCGACUCGGGACUGCGAUUACUCGUUUACUGUUUGCCGUGUUUGGUUGUUAAAGACAAAUGACGAUUAGUGUUUGGAGUUUGUUGUUUACUGUUGAGUGUUGACCACGAUUAAAGAUACUACUAGUCACUCUAUAAUUUAAUGUAUGUAUUUAACUUACAACUUAGUACUCCGUACUAACGCUGUCGCUUUUUUACCGCCGCAAAUCGACUAAACCGAUCGAAACUAGAGUUAAAAUUGUCGGACGCAAUUCUAAUGCGACUUUCGAAACAAUACUGCGCCACAUAACACGUACGGCGGUAGGUGAAGCGUUGGAAUUGUUUUUGAAGUCGUCAUAAUAUGUUUUUAGUAAAUAGUUACUCGUGUUUAAAAUAUGUCACUUGACACGCAUACUGAUUUGAGACUUCACAAAAUAUAAAUCUCUCUGCUUGAAAUUAAACCUUAAAAAAAUUGUCUUGAUUCAAUCGUGUUUGUGGAGGUUAUGUGGUCGGAUCCAUCAACAACAAACAUGGCUUAUGGAAACCAAUGGAUGAAUAUGAAUCCUGCUAUGUAUAAAAAUAUGACAAAUGAACAAGUGGACUGGGCGAGUUUGGCUCAACAAUGGAUCAAAAUGAAAGAAACUCCACCCUCAAUGCCCCCUGGACAACAAGUUAGGAUCCCGACUUCUGAACAUGCUCUGCUCGGUCAGCAUGUAGAACUUCAGAAUUCUUCAAACGUAGCAGCAGUAGCAGCGAAUAAAACAUUUAGUGAUCAUAAUAUCGCCAGUCCAGUUACACGAAAUAGUAUUGAAAAACCUAGUGCUUGGAAUUCGUGGACUUGGCAGCAACAACAACAAUGGAAUUGGAAUUGGGCAUCUUCUUCAACAGCUCUACCAACUAAAGCACCUAUUAUGGAGUCAGUUAAUCCACUUAGACCCCCUUUCAUAACACCUCUUUUAUCAGAACCACCUCCAUCUUUCCCUAUGAUGACACCAAACAAACCAUUUCUACCCAAUAAUUAUUGGGCUGGGCCCAACACUAGAGUUCCGCCACCUACUGAACCAGAUCAAUGGAGUAAACUUAAUAUGAUUCCAAAUGUGGAUGAUAGAACUCAAGAUCCAUCAUUUAUGGAUGCGGCAAAACGAAAGCAAUUACCUGCUUGGAUUCGCGAAGGACUGGAAAAAAUGGAGAGAGAAAAACGAAAAAAAAUUGAGCAAGAACAAUCUUUUAGUGAACCUGAUUAUUCUAGUUUCACAAUUGAAAAUGUCACUCAGGAAUUGCCCAAUUCGCCUAUUAAUUUUGAUCAAGAAACUCAAAUGCUUGAUGAUGAUGAUGAUGAUGAUAUUGAACCAGUGUCUUCUGGUUACAUAAAUGAUACUGAACCCAGAAAAACUGAUUUAGUGAAGAAUGACCUUUCUCCUCUCAUUCCACGUAAGACUAAAGCUCAAAUCUGGGAAGAUACGAUGUUAAGUCUACGGAAAAUUCUAACAAAAUUGUUAAUGGAUGUUACUAAUGAUAUGAUGUUAGAUAUAGUUAAAGAUGUGUUGAAAUCUACUUUACAAUCAGAUAUUCAAGGGAAUCAAAACCAAACAUCAUUAGCUGGUAAGCUGGGGCUUGGAGUUUAUGGUUCAGAAUCUGGGUCAUCUGAUGAAACUGAUGAAGAACAGAACAUAUCUGGUCAUAAACAAUUAAAACAGAAUUCUGAAGAAGCUAUUCAAGAAAGAAUAUUGAAACGCCAACGUGAGUUUAGUUAUAUUGAAGCAAGGAUACUUAUAGAAUUGGAUCAGCUAGAAGACCAGGAAAAACUUGUGAGAUCUAAAUUUGAUAAUAGUAUCAAACUCAGUGGAGAAACUAAUGAUAACGGUAGUCAGGUAGUGGAAAACAUUCAGACAAAAGGACGUACUGAGGAUGAAGGAUCCAGCCAAAAGAUGGUCAAGGGACAGGACAAAAUCAAAAACGAAAUAACCAAUGAUUUGAAUAUUAAAAAUGGACAUAAAAAAAAGAAAUCUAAAUCUAAAAGAUCGUCAAGUUCUAAUUCAUCAAGCAGUAGUAGUGUUAGUAAGAAGAGCGAUAAUACCGAUUAUAAAAACAGAAAUAAGAAAAGCGAUAAAAUUAAAUCCAAAUCUUCAAACAACAAAACUAAAGCAGAAAGUGUUAAGAGAAACCGAAGAUCACGUUCUAGAAAUAGAAGUAGAUCUCAUUCAAUAUCAAAGAGUAGUAUGUCGCGUUCAAGAUAUAGAAGUAGGUCACGUUCAAGGCAUUACGAUAGAAGAUCUCCACAUAAUUUUAGAUCAAGAAGAAGUCAAUCGCCACUAUCACGUCACUCAUAUUCCAGAAAGUACAAAACCAAACGAAAUAGUUCUUCUAGUUCAAAUGAAUCAAGAAGUAAAAAACACCGCUACAGACGAUAAUAUUCUGGUCAAAAUGUAAUUUUAAAAGGUUAAAAUUCUUAAUUAUUAUUUUAUUAUUAUUGACUCAUUAAAUUAAUUAUAUUUUAGCAUUAUUUUUUUUUAUAAUAUUUAUAAUACUAGGGUUAGCUUUUAAUAAAGUAAACAGUUUACUUAGGCAAAAAAAAAAAAUACAAUUUUAAUUAUUUUAUAAUGACUGCCAAUUAAAUUUUUAUUAGAAAUUUGUAAUUGUAUCUCAAUUAUUAAAUUAAAUAUAAUUUUGUAUAUUCAUAAUAUAUGUUUUACUUAUAAAUAAUA
Messenger RNA from Metopolophium dirhodum (rose-grain aphid), 2756 nucleotides. Its product is annotated as arginine/serine-rich protein PNISR-like. The record is from RefSeq and is a predicted model, not a curated record. Gene Ontology annotation, molecular function: RNA binding. Lineage: Eukaryota; Metazoa; Arthropoda; Insecta; Hemiptera; Aphididae. The coding region runs from base 555 to 2462 and encodes 635 amino acids. Gene Ontology annotation, cellular component: nuclear speck; presynaptic active zone. The transcript is spliced from 12 exons.